Messenger RNA from Galeopterus variegatus (Sunda flying lemur), 1188 nucleotides. RefSeq names its product unconventional myosin-Vb-like. The annotation marks the transcript as partial. Gene Ontology annotation, molecular function: microfilament motor activity; actin filament binding; ATP binding. Gene Ontology annotation, biological process: actin filament organization; vesicle transport along actin filament. The transcript has 8 exons. The record is from RefSeq and is a predicted model, not a curated record. Lineage: Eukaryota; Metazoa; Chordata; Mammalia; Dermoptera; Cynocephalidae. Gene Ontology annotation, cellular component: actin cytoskeleton; myosin complex; vesicle.
AUUCAGGAAUAUCCAGUUGAUGUUCAGAACAAUGAGAUGCCCUUUUUACGGAAUCCAGAUAUCUUGGUGGGAGAAAAUGACCUCACUGCCCUUAGCUAUCUACACGAGCCUGCAGUUCUGCACAAUUUGAAGGUCCGUUUCCUGGAGUCCAACCAUAUCUACACUUACUGUGGUAUCGUGCUUGUUGCCAUUAACCCCUAUGAAAAGUUGCCAAUCUAUGGGCAAGAUGUCAUCUAUGCCUAUAGUGGCCAAAACAUGGGAGACAUGGACCCGCACAUCUUUGCUGUGGCAGAGGAAGCCUACAAGCAGAUGGCCAGAGAUGAGAAGAACCAGUCCAUCAUAGUCAGCGGGGAGUCCGGAGCCGGGAAGACUGUGUCAGCCAAGUAUGCCAUGCGCUAUUUUGCCACAGUGGGUGGCUCAGCCAGUGAUGCCAACAUCGAAGAGAAGGUCCUGGCGUCCAGUCCCAUCAUGGAGGCCAUCGGCAAUGCUAAAACCACUUGCAAUGACAACAGCAGCCGUUUUGGAAAGUACAUUCAGAUUGGCUUUGACAAAAGGUACCACAUCAUUGGGGCCAACAUGAGGACCUACCUGUUGGAAAAGUCCAGAGUGGUCUUUCAGGCAGAAGAUGAGAGGAAUUACCACAUCUUUUAUCAGCUCUGUGCUGCUGCCAGUCUUCCAGAAUUUAAAGAGCUUGCGCUAACGUGUGCAGAGGACUUUUUCUAUACGUCACAGGGAGGAAACACGUCCAUCGAGGGUGUAAACGAUGCUGAGGACUUUGAGAAGACUCGCCAAGCCUUCACACUCCUCGGAGUGAGAGAGUCCCAUCAGAUAAGCAUUUUUAAGAUAAUUGCUUCUAUCCUGCACCUUGGAAGUGUGGAGAUUCAGGCUGAGCACAAUGGUGAAUCCUGUAGUGUAUCACCCCAGGAUGAACACCUCAACAACUUCUGCCGACUGCUAGGUGUGGAACACAGUCAGAUGGAGCACUGGCUGUGCCAUCGCAAGCUCAUCACCACCUCGGAGACCUAUGUCAAGACCAUGUCCCUGCAGCAGGUGGUCAACGCACGCAAUGCCCUGGCCAAGCACAUCUACGCCCAGCUCUUCAGCUGGAUUGUGGAGCACAUCAACAAAGCCCUGCACACCUCCCUCAAGCAGCACUCCUUCAUCGGGGUCCUGGACAUCUACGGGUAG